AUGGCCUUGGGGCUCUUGAAAGCCAGGAGAGAAGAGACAUUCGUGUCAUUCCAUGAGGUGGCUGUGGACUUCACCCAGGAAGAGUGGCAGCUGUUAAGUCAUGCUCAGAGGACCCUGUACAGGGAAGAGAUGCUGCAAAACUACAGCAACCUAGUCUCCUUGGGAAUUUCAUUUUCCAAACCAACACUUGUCAUUCUGCUAGAGUACGGAGAAGAGCCCUGGAAAGAGGAGAGAGGACAGCAGCCCAGCCCCUGUUCAGCAGAUCCAAAGCCAGAAAUUCCACCUUAUUCCUCCUCCAUUCUGGUCUUCUGUGGUCAGCAAUUACAUCAACAUGUGCUGCAUGACCAUCACCUUCCAAUCUGUCCAGGCUUGUUUGCAGGAACCCCCCAAAGAGCAGAUCUCUGCCCAGCAGGUCAGAAGCAGCAGCUGCAGCUAUUCUCUUACGAAAGCUUCUGGGGCGACAGAGUGGAAGGUGAAGACAGAGAAGGUGGCUCCAAAUCUUUGUUUGGGAGGACAAGGGAGAGAGUUACUUCAAGAACUUUCUCCAGCCCAUCUGAAGAACAGCUAUUAAGAUCAAGAGAAAGCAAGACAGUGAAGGAAAUAAGGUUCAGCUCAUCUGGGAAGCCAAAACCUUUAGAAACAGACAAAGCAUUAAAGUGGGUAGAAAUCUCGGGAUUUGAAGUAGUCAUUUGUGGAAAUUGUGGGCUCGGCUUUAACCAGAAAUCGACUCUCUUUAGUCGUCAGAGGAUUCUCUUAGGAGGAAAGCCUUGUUUCUGCAGUGAGUGUGGCCGAAGCUUUAGCUAUAAAUCAACUCUCAUCACACACAAGAGAUCACACACGGGGGAGAAGCCUUACCUCUGCAGAGAGUGUGGGCAAACCUUCAGCCAGAAGUCAAACCUAGUCACACACAAGAUGGCACACUCUGGGGAAAAGCCCUUUGCAUGUGAGGAUUGUGGGCAAAGCUUUAGCCAGAAGUCAAUCCUCAUCAGACACCUUCGAACACACUCAGGGGAGAAGCCCCUUGUGUGCCAGGAGUGUCGGCAAGGCUUCAGGGAUAAGUCAAACCUUAUCACACACCAGAGAACCCACUCCUGGGAGAAGCCUUACGUCUGCAGGCACUGUGGGAGGCUUUUUCGAGAUAAAUCCACUCUCAGCAACCACCAGAGGAUUCAUUCAGGGGAGAAUCCUCAUUUGUGCAAUGAAUGUGGCUGGAGCUUUAGUCAGAAGUCAUAUCUUGUUAAACACAAGAGGACACACUCAGGAGAGAAGCCUUUUGUGUGUCGGGAGUGUGGGUGAGGCUUCAGUGAUAAGCCUAAGUCUACUCUCAUUGCACACCAGAGGACACACUCAGGAGAGAAGCCUUUUGUGUGUGGGGAAUGAGGGCAAGGCUUGCGACAGAAGUCACAACUCAUCAGUCAUCAGAGGACACGCUCUGGGAAGAAGGCUUAUGUUUGCACUGAGUGUGGACAAGGUUUUAGCCAGAAAGCAAAUCUAGUCAGACACAAGCUGACCCACUCCAGGGAGAAGUCCUUUGAGUGCAUUGAGUGUGGGCGAGGCUUUGGCCAGAAGGCAGCCCUCCUAAGCCAUCAGAGGGCACACUCAUGGGAGAAGCCCUAUGUAUGCAGGGAGUGUGAGCGGGGCUUCACUGAUAAGGCGACCCUCAGCACUCAUCAGAGGACACACUCGGGGGAGAAGGCUUAUAUUUGCAGUAAGUGUGGGGAAGGCUUUCGGCUGAAAUCACUCCUCAUUAGACACAGGAGGACUCACUCGUUGUAG
This is a messenger RNA of Balaenoptera ricei (Rice's whale), 1776 nucleotides long. RefSeq names its product zinc finger protein 875-like. Gene Ontology annotation, biological process: central nervous system development; regulation of transcription by RNA polymerase II. Gene Ontology annotation, cellular component: nucleus. Lineage: Eukaryota; Metazoa; Chordata; Mammalia; Artiodactyla; Balaenopteridae. The record is from RefSeq and is a predicted model, not a curated record. Gene Ontology annotation, molecular function: DNA-binding transcription factor activity, RNA polymerase II-specific; RNA polymerase II cis-regulatory region sequence-specific DNA binding. The transcript is spliced from 2 exons.